AUGUCCCGCAAUGAUGAUCCAGUUGUUACUUCGAAUGGUUCCAGUACUGAUGUCAAUCGUGGAAGCCGAAUCACAAGUGAACUAAAGAUGAAAGAAAGCAAUGCAGUCAGAGGACAGCCACGUGGAUCCUGUUCUCCAACCAACAACGACGUUUCGGCGCCCGGAUACGCCUCACGUUCUCACCCGACCACCGACCCAAGCCAUUCCGUAAGACGAAGUUCGCGAAUUCGACGAGUACCGGACAGAUAUGGUUCAUCUGUGGAGCACCUUUCAACCUCCACCGGAACUCCGCGAGGAUCGACAUCCACACAGCUCGGUCAAGCCUCCACUCGCAACGGAAAUCGAUAUACAGCUUCUGGUCGAAACCCCUCUUGCCAAGGGAAUCGCUAUUCGUCAAUAAGGGGGAAGGUGUUACGGUGA
Caenorhabditis elegans is the source of this 420-nucleotide messenger RNA. It is a transcript of the gene F39B3.3, whose product is annotated as Serine/arginine repetitive matrix protein 2-like. The coding region runs from base 1 to 420 and encodes 139 amino acids. Lineage: Eukaryota; Metazoa; Nematoda; Chromadorea; Rhabditida; Rhabditidae. The record is from RefSeq and is marked reviewed. The transcript has a single exon.